Coregonus sp. 'balchen' is the source of this 4667-nucleotide messenger RNA. The record is from the annotation of a GenBank genome assembly. NCBI's taxonomy places the organism in Eukaryota, Metazoa, Chordata, Actinopteri, Salmoniformes, Salmonidae.
AUGACUAUGCUCCUUGACAGCGGUCCGCAGUUCCCAUCGCUAGGAGUGGGGGGUUUCGGAACACCGCGACACCAUGAGAUAGGGAACAGAGACCCAGGUUUGGGACUCAAUCCCUUCGCUGAUUCAUCCCACUCUGCAGCUUUCAAACUCAGCCCGGUGGCUCACGAUAUAGCCUCCAGUCAGACUUCAGCUUUUACCCCGCAAGCCAGUGGAUAUGCAGCUGCCCUGGGACACCAUCACGGCGGACAGGUGGGUUCGUACGGCGGUGGACCGUUCAAUUCAACCCGGGACUUUCUAUUCAGAAACCGUGGCGUUGGAGAGUCCGCUGCAUCGAGUGCCCAGCAUGGGAUCUUUGCCGCUUCUGCGGGGAGCCUGCAUGGACCCCCUGGAAUCUCCGAUAACCCAGGACAUCUGUUGUUUUCAGGGCUCCAUGACCAGGGCGUGAGCCAUACUUCACCAAGCGGACAUGUAGUCAACAGUCAAAUGCAUCUUGGUUUACGCGGGGACAUUUUUGGAAGACCCGACCCAUACCGUCCGGUCGCCAGCCCUCGGACAGACCCCUAUGGCGCUCAGCUCCACAACUACAACCACCCAAUGGGAAUGAAUAUGGGGAUGAAUGUGCCAACACACCACGGUCCUGGGGCCUUCUUUAGAUACAUGAGGCAACCCAUAAAGCAAGAAAUGUCCUGUAAAUGGAUAGAUGAGAACCAGAUGAACCGACCCAAAAAGACUUGCGAAAGGACUUUCAGCACAAUGCACGAGAUGGUGACGCACGUCUCCAUGGAACACGUUGGCGGCCCCGAGCAAAGUAACCACAUUUGCUUCUGGGAGGAUUGCCCGAGAGAGGGGAAAUCUUUUAAGGCCAAGUACAAACUCGUGAACCACAUUCGAGUGCACACUGGAGAGAAACCAUUCCCCUGUCCAUUCCCUGGUUGUGGAAAAAUAUUCGCCAGGUCGGAAAAUUUGAAAAUUCACAAAAGAACACACACAGGUAAUUUACUUUUCUCAUGUUUGCUGACAAAAAGCCACACGUUUACGUUGCCUAUCCAUAUACCACUAUUUUCGUUUUGCAGUAGGCCUAUUGCAUUGGAAAGAGAAUAGGCAUAUUGUGGAGAGAUUGUUGCAUUUUAUAGCUUAAUGCAAGAGUGAAGGCCGCAAUUUGGUUUCUAGUUUAGACUGGGAUAGAUAACAAAUAUGUUGGAACGAAAAUAUCCAUAAUAUUAUUUUAUGCAAUGAAGAUUGCAUUUGUUGAAGGAAUUGAUAGCCUCAUUUAGGCCUAUCUCAAUAUAUAUUAAAUGUGCAUAUUUUGACGUUGGCAUGUGUGGACAUAUUUCUCUAUUAGAGAAGCUAUUCUGCACGCUCUCGAGGUGUUGAUCGAGUUGUGUGUGUAUUAAGAGAGAGACGGACACAUACUUUCUCAAAACUAAAGUGUGAGUGAAGUAGCCUAACUACAUUAGGAUGGACUCCCUUUUUUUGCUGGGCUAUAGGCUACUCCAUCCUACAAAUCAGUGCAGCAGUUGGGUAGUAGCAUUGUAGCCUAGGCAAACACACUUCGACAAAGCAUACAACCAUUGUCUAAUAUCAAAGUACAUACUACAUCAAACCCUACAAUAGCAUUCACUGCACGUUGUUGUGUAGCUUAACAAAUGUAGGCCUGUAUUGAACACAUGCAUGCUAUUGCUAUUCACAGGGCAGACUUCAUCAAUGGUGAACAAGCCAGCAGAACAUCUCUCCUCAAGAGCAUGUUGAGUUUGCAUAUGUCGUGGUGGUAGGCUAAUCAAUCUACUGUGUAUAGGGGUUAAUUCAUUGUGUUUCUUCCAUCUUGCAGGUGAGAAGCCGUUUAAGUGCGAAUUUGACGGCUGUGAUAGACGCUUCGCCAACAGCAGUGACAGGAAAAAGCACAUGCACGUGCACACUUCUGACAAGCCAUACAUCUGCAAAGUGUGCGACAAGUCCUACACGCACCCCAGCUCUCUCAGGAAACACAUGAAGGUAAUUAACGUGUUAAUUACACCUUAAACACAUUAAUCAAUUGACCCAGCCUGGCUAAUCAAAGCAUCAGCCCCAAAACAGCAUCAUACUCAGCUGAAAGUUUUCACUGCUAUUUCACUAGGUUGGAGUGUAGUAUAAUGUUAAUUUCCCAAAUAUUACUACUUACUAGGAGGCUAAGUUUGAUAAGCAAAUUACGCUGCAAGCCUGCAAUAUAAUAGCAAUUUGAUAGAUCAAAGGGUCAAUUGUAAAUAGCUUGUGUUGAGUGUGUAUCAGUGGGUAACAUAUUCAACGUUCUUCUCCAAGCUAUAGGCCUAUAUAUAUAUAUAUAUAAUAUAUCAAUAUAUCAUAGGUAACUCCUCAUGUAUUUAUUAUUAUUAUUAUUAUUAUUAUUAUUAUUAUUAUUAUUAUUACAGGUACACGAGUCUCAAGGUUCUGAGUCCUCUCCAGCAGCAAGUUCUGGAUAUGAGUCGUCCACACCACCAGUUCUGGUGUCAGCGAACACUGAAGACCCAACAAAAACACCACCGUCAGCCGUGCAAAACACAUCUGGGCACAGCGAUGCAGGACUGCCACCCAACUUUAAUGAAUGGUACGUUUGAAGUCAGAAGCAAGCUCUCAUGUGGACCAAGAGGUUUUAGGUUUUAACGAAACCUUAAAAAGUACUCACACCAAGGUGUACACAAAAUGGGAUUGGAACAACACGAGGAGAUGAGAGCAAGCCAGUAGCAGGCCUCGUCCUUUCUCAGGAUUCGAAAUUUGACUUUUAUUCCGAGUUCGAAGAAAACAAAUAAAUCAUAAAUAAUGAAAUAAUACUUUCUAAGAAUAAAAAAAACAUGUUUUUUUCCUUUUUUAGUUUACAGAUUUCAGAUAAUUAUUUUAUUUUUCAUUUUAUGUAUUUUCUCAAAUUUUUAUUUAAAAAAUAAAGGAAAAUUAAGAAUAUUUCACGGUGUUUUGUAUAACGGUGACACACUACUGUCGCCUUUCAAUUGAUUGUUAAAACUUCAGACAGUCUUAAGAAACGUGCCAAAGUCUUUGUCUUGAACUUGAACAAAAAAUAAAUCAUAAAUAAAUAUAUACUCGUGAAUGUAUUUCCUUGUUUGAUGGGGUCGAAUCUGUUGUCAAUGUCUGUUUUCAGGUGGAGAAAUGUGGUAUUAGGUUACGAUUGUUACCGUUAAAUAUAACGUUGCCUUUUGUUAAUAACAUUGUAAAUACAUAUCCAUGAUGCCAUAUUUAUCAAUUUGUAAUUUAAUUAUGGGUAUAAGUUCUGAAACUUAAAUGAUAUUUAUGGAAAUGUUUUCUAACAAGACUGUACAGUUUUGGGUCAUAACCAGCUAGCAUUAAACAACUAUGAUCAACUAUAAAGCUCCAAUAUUGCGAUUGUAUCUUUUUUUUAACCAAUACAUGUGUCUUAUUUGGAUCUACGAUAUAGUCUAUAUAAAUAUUAUGGAUUAGUCUAUAUGAUGCUGAUUUUUCCAUCACUUAUUGUUUAGCUUGUGAGAGAGACCAUUGACAUGUCAAUCAUCUAUUCUGUAAAUCUGAAUUGUAAUCAAUUGAGGUGGCAAACUAUAUAAAACGGUUCUGUCGAUAUCCUUUUGGUCAAAUUAACUUUUUUGUGUAUUUGACUUUUAUAGAAUCAGAGAGUAGAGUUCAUUUGUAGCAUAAUUUCAGAUUCGAAAGAUCCAUCAGCCAUUGACAGAUGUUAUACCUAGUUCAUUCAUGACUUCCAAACCAAGGUGACAGUAUUUUGAGUAUUUCAAAUUCGGGUCAAAUACCCAAACAUAUGAGCCAGUAUUGGCAGUCCUUUAUAGUUCCAACAAUGUCUAUGUGCAAGUAUGUUUAAAUGUGUGCAUCGGCAACAAUGGAACUGUCACAACACAGUAUCUUCAAAAUAAAAGUUUUUUUGUCUGUCAGCUUGCAUUGUUUUAAAUGUAAUUAUUCUGUGUAACUAAGCGUGUUAUUUGUUAUAAGUACUGUGGUGUUGCAUAUAGAGCAGUUUGAUUACACAUUUGCUUGUUUUGUGUGAAUAACCUGUCGAGAAAACAUUUUUGUGUGAAUUAAGUCUAAGGAAUACUAAUAGAUAUAGGCUAUGUGGGUUGGGGAAAAUAUGUUCAGUGGCACAAAGAGUUACAGCAUUUCAUUGUAACCUAUUUUCAAGAAUUUAAUCUUAUGCAUACCACAAAAUAUAUUGUGCUUAUGAGAACGAUUUCAGACCACCAGCACUACUUUUAAAACAAAGUGUAAAAACAGUACCUCGUACGUGACAGUGAUAUAUAAAAUACGUUUAUUUAAAUAAUUUAAGGAAUAUAUGUUUUAUAUACUAUUUUCUAUACAUUAAUUUAAAAUAAAUACUUUUUUCUAAUUCCCACAACCCUUAUGCCCCCAUGGCCUGAAGUCGGAGCACAUUUCUGAUGUAGAAACGCAGCUAGAAUGUGAUGUUGUAACACUUUCUGGGAGAAAUGGGUCACACUCCAAGUUAUUCCUGAAAAGCAAAAUGUUUUACUGAUGAACUGUGUCACUGUGCCACAAUCGAGGCAAACGAUGAUACAACAGCAAGCCUAUUCCUUAUUUAGCGGGAAGAGACAAAGGUUCCUUGUACAACUUAAAGUAGGCUAUCGUUCGUUGGAUUGUUUGUUUUACCAACUAUUUAUGAAGAAAUGUGAAAAUAAAUUUUUGAC